This is a messenger RNA of Rotaria sordida, 276 nucleotides long. Lineage: Eukaryota; Metazoa; Rotifera; Eurotatoria; Philodinida; Philodinidae. The record is from the annotation of a GenBank genome assembly.
AUGUCUCGUAGACAAGAUCGACAACAAGAGAAAGAAUUAUUUCGACCACUUGUAUUAUUAUUACAUCGUCAAAAUCCUAGUUGGACUGCACCUGAUGUUGCCGAUUUCUUCGAACAAUCAGGUAAUCCACCAAAUUUAAAUCGACGUGCUGUAGUAAACAAAAUUCAUCAUAUAGUAGCAAGAGGAAUAGUCUGUGAAAGAAAUAAAUCUGGUAGACCACGAACAACUACCACUACAUCUUAUAGAAAUUUGUUGGAUAGUGAUGAAAUAGUAUAG